This is a messenger RNA of Fusarium falciforme, 1590 nucleotides long. RefSeq lists its product as hypothetical. The record is from RefSeq and is a predicted model, not a curated record. The transcript has a single exon. The coding region runs from base 1 to 1590 and encodes 529 amino acids. NCBI's taxonomy places the organism in Eukaryota, Fungi, Ascomycota, Sordariomycetes, Hypocreales, Nectriaceae.
AUGGCCAUCGAUAUCUCGGUCAUCGAGUCGGUGAGACUCAACUCGGCCAGCGAAGAAAAAGUCAUAGCACUCUCCCUUCUGGACUGCACGACAGCCAACUUUUCCCACGGCAGCGCCAUUUGGUUAUACCAGCCCCCAAAGCUACCCGAAUCCGACAAGUUCAACCUCGGAUAUCAUCUCCGCGAGUCUUUGGCCCUCACCUUACAAGCCUACCCCCAAUGGUCAGGUCAUCUCAAAGCCGUGAACAAGACCGAUGGCGUUGGUCCUCCUGAAGCGCAGCAUCUUCCUCCUCAUGCGCGACGAUUUGGGCGCAUCUACGCGCACUUUGGAACCGCCUCGGACCCUGGAGUCGAAUUUGUCUAUGCAAAAAGCUCCGCCACUCUCGACGCUAUCUAUCCCACGGAUCGACCUUUGAAGCAGCCUUUGUGGUCAUGCGAGACGGCGACUUUUCACAGUUUCUUGGCCGCCACAACUCUCGCACAUGCUCUUCAACCUAAUAUUUCAGAUGAAGCUGGACGGCUCAACCCCCUCAUGGCAGUUCAGGUCACGGAACUUGCUUGCGGGGGCUUUGUUGUAGCUGUCAAGGGCACGCAUCCUCUGGCAGAUGCGACAAGCUUCAUCUCCCUACUCAAGGACUGGGCCACCGUCAGCCGAUCAGUCCUGGAGACAAGCGCUCUUCCUGCUCUUACACCUCUUUUCGAUCCAGCGCUGCUUGACAACCAAGCAGCCGGUGACAUCAACGCCGAAGAACCAGACGAGGGAAUUCUUCAAAAGGUCAAGGGUCUGCCAAUGCAUAGAUACGAUUGGUGGGCUUCGGCAGCCACUUGCCCAUGGCCAUUUAAGAUCCCUGCUCCCUUCGAUACUAAGGAACAAACACCAGCAGGCAAGGUGAUGCCCUGGGCUGAAUGGGAUCUUGCCUCGCCAGUAUCCAACUACGUCGUUCAUCUGAACCGGGAACAAGUCGACUUUCUCUGGAACAAGGCCAAUGAAAAUGCCUCGGAAAAGCUUAGUCGGCAUGAUGCGGUUUUGGGACAUAUAUGGUCCUGCAUCGCACGUGCCCGCGGCUUACAAGACGACGAUGGCCCUGUACACUGCGAUCUCGUAUACGGAGUGCGUCCCUCUUUCCAGUUGGGGAGCGAGUUCCAAGGAUCUCCAUGCAUGAUGAUGAACGUGGAAUUACCAGGUUCCAAAGUGGCAGACGAGUCAAACUUGGGCGCUGUGGCUACUCAAGUACGCCAGACGCUCAAAGUGAUUACCGACAAAGACAAUAUGGCCGCCCAUCUUUACAGCAUCGCAUACGAAAAGUCUCCCCAGCGGAUAUGGCAGGCUUUUCUGGGACGACGACACAUUUUAGUAACGACCUGGGGCCGGGCAGGUAUUUAUGAUAUCGAUUUCGGGCUAGGAUCCGAAUGCAGCUACGCUGAGGGUGUGGUCCCUGAGAUGGAUGGGAAUAUUCUCAUCAAGGAGGCUCCUGGGAAGCCGGGGUCUUACUGGACGGACAACGGCGUCGAUAUCUCUAUCCAUAUUAGGACAGAAGAUAUGGAACGGUUGAUCAAGGAUCCGUUGCUUCUCCCGGAGGCCUCCAUCUGA